AUCAUGUGAUAAUUCCAUAUAUGGAGACUUUUGUAAAUAUUGGCGAUCCUGAAUUCGUCGGGUUCGCAAUGGAAUAUCGCAGGGAUUCUUCACGCAUUUCCGAUGAAGAAGAUUCUUUAUGGGCCAGAAUAA
This is a messenger RNA of Acaulospora morrowiae, 132 nucleotides long. Lineage: Eukaryota; Fungi; Glomeromycota; Glomeromycetes; Diversisporales; Acaulosporaceae. The record is from the annotation of a GenBank genome assembly.